Effrenium voratum is the source of this 1560-nucleotide messenger RNA. Lineage: Eukaryota; Dinophyceae; Suessiales; Symbiodiniaceae. The record is from the annotation of a GenBank genome assembly.
UCCGUGGUUUUUGUUUUUCUUUUCGGCUGUUGGCCGCGAUCUUUUUUCGCCUUGGAGUCCUUCAUGACGCCAUGGAGGCACCCAGCUCGCCUGCCUUCCAGCGGUUCUCGCGCUUCAACCGCGAUGCCUCAGCCUGGAUCGCGGUGGCGGACGUGGUGCUCUGGGGCUCCGCGCAGCGGGCGGCGCGGCGAGGGCUCGGAGAGACGAUCUCCUGCUGGAGUUGCGGUUGCUCCUCAGGGGAGGAAGUAUACUUCAUUGGAAUGAUUUGGAACCGUGUGCUGGCCGCCAUUUUCCCCCACGCAGACCUGCGGCUCUUGGGCACCGAUUUGAGCUCUGAGAAGAUCUCCGCGGCCAAGGAGGGUCGGUACCCCUGGUACUCCGUGAAGGGCUUGCCUUUGGAGUGGUGUGAGCAGUACUUUGAUCUGCCGCAAUGCUGCACCCCCAGAGGAAAGCGAGGCCGGCCUAAGGCGGCCCAGCGCUACGAGGCGGCCAAGGCCUUCGCGGAGCAGGACGGCCCGGGCCCCCUCUACGGCAUCAAGACCAGCCUGAAGAGCGGCGUCAGCUUCCAGCGCCAGGACGUGACUGAGGAGAUGCCGGAGGGCCCCUUCGAUGUCAUCCUCUCACGCUAUGCUGUGUGCCUCUACCUGCAGGGGGAGCAGCGCUACGAGGUGUUGGCCAAGAUGGUGGAGCGCCUGCGGCCCGGGGGCUUCCUCGUUAUCGGCGCCAAGGACCACCUGCCGAACGGCUUCUGCGAGAAGCACUGCCUCAACCUGCUGGAACGCCGCGCGGAGAGCGACGAGCCCAGCGAGGUGCUGAGGUGCAUCUUCCAGAAGCACUCGGAUGAGCCCUUGAACUCCGCGCAGUGCUACUCCCAGUUCGUGCGCCAAAAUGGGUGCGAGCCCUACUGGGUGGCGGAGCGCAAGCAGUGGGAGCGCCAGCGAUUGGCCUUCCGCAUGAACCAGAAGAGUCGGGACUUGGUGGAAGCAGCUUUGAAAGAAGGCCGGCGGCAAGCGGAAAGCCUCUUCGAUCGUACCAGUAAGACUCAGGCAGAAUGGGUCCAGGCCAUGCAGGCGCGGGAGACCUUUCAGUCCAAGAUGCCGUCCGCGCUGCCCAAGGAGGAGCGCGUGAGCCGCCUGAAGAGCUUCAUGAAACGUAUGGAGCAGGACUUGGCAGAUCGUGGCCGGAAGUCCCUGGUGUCCGAACUGGAGCGCUAUUUGCCUAGCGGCUGGAAGCCCAAGAAAAAGAAGAAAAAGAAGAAGAAGAAGAAGAAAAAGAAGAAGCCCAAGACAGAGGUCGAGCGUGCUGCCACCCCCGACUUCGUUGCCGACUCCGACGCUGCCUCGGAGCUCGAGGCCGAGGACCUGGAAGAUGUCGAGGACUUCGACUACUUUGCCGAUCUCGCCGAAGGCGAUGAUUGCGAGGCAUCCACGUCUUUGCGAUGCGAGUCCGCGGCAUUUUAGCCGCGCAGUCGAUGGGUUGCCACUUUGCAACCCCUCGCUUUCCUUGCUCGGGGUUUCCUCCAUUUCCCGGUUGGGAACCUCCCAAAGUGGCACUUGGAAC